Molecule: messenger RNA, 3180 nt
Organism: Vigna unguiculata (cowpea)
Lineage: Eukaryota; Viridiplantae; Streptophyta; Magnoliopsida; Fabales; Fabaceae
Product: ent-kaurene synthase-like 1
Biological process (GO): gibberellin biosynthetic process
Cellular component (GO): chloroplast
Molecular function (GO): magnesium ion binding; terpene synthase activity
Source: RefSeq, a predicted model, not a curated record
GCACAAACCAUGUGCGAAUUCUGAAGUGGACGCAUUGUGUUUGGGCAAGCCCAAUCAAACCCAAUUUCAUUGUUAACAAAAACCUAGUUUCACCGAGACAAGUAGUGGCGGCAAACUCCAUUAUUAUCGUUGUCACUUUCAUCCAAAUUCCAAAACCCAGACAAGGCUUAAAAGGUAUUAGGGUUUUCUUUCUCCAUUAUUAUCGUUGCCACUGCCAGACUUAUUCCUUCAUUCCUCUCACACUCUCUUCUCCUCCUCCUCCACCACCCGCGUUUUGGGAAACCAGAAGAGAGCACCCUCGUUUCUCCUCCACCCACGUCGCUGGCCAAGAAACACGAAGGCAGAGUGCAGGCCAUUCACGGCGUCUCCUUUCUCCUCCACCGUGACAUCCACCACGUCGCUGGCAGGGGCAGCAGCGCCACCAUCGGACUGCGAUUGACGAACGAUUUCGACAGCCACGACCACCACGAACACAGCGACACCAUUCCUUUCACUCACUGUAUGCCAUGUCUCUCUCACGCCUCAUCAAUCCUCUCUGCUGCAGUUCUUCAACUUCAGAUUCUUUGGUGACUUCAUCAUAUGUGAAGGAGAAAAUGGAGAAUACAUCCUGGUGCCUUGGGGAGUCAAAAGACAGAAUCAGGAAAUUGUUCAACAAGGUUGAACUUUCGAUUUCUUCAUAUGAUACAGCUUGGGUGGCAAUGAUAACCUCUCCAGCUUCUCAUCAGACCCCACUUUUCCCUCAGUGCUUAAAUUGGUUGUUGGCUAAUCAACACUUAGAUGGUUCUUGGGGUCUUCCUGAUCGCCAUCCAUUACUGAUGAAUGAUGCUCUCUUAUCUACCUUAGCAUCCAUCCUUGCUCUAAAGCAAUGGGGUGUCGGAGAAGAUCAAAUUAACAGGGGUCUUCACUUUAUUCAGUCAAACAUUGCCUCAAUCCAGGAUGAGAAGCAGCACCUUCCCAUAGGAUUUGGUAUCAAUUUUCCUUCUUUGAUAGAAUAUGCACAAAAUUUGGGCAUUAAUCUUCCAAUUGAAGCUACGAUCUUGAAUACAAUGAUCCAAAAGAGAGAAAUAGAACUCCAAAGAGGUAAACAAAGAAAUUCAGAAGGGUGGAGAGAAUAUCAAGCAUAUGUUUCAGAAGGAAUGCAAGAUUCACAAGAUUGGAAAACAAUCAUGAAAUAUCAAAGAAAGAAUGGAUCUUUGUUCAAUUCACCUGCUACAACAGCAGCUGUUUUUCAGCGCCUUAAGAAUGCUGAAUGUCUUGGUUACCUCCAAUCUGUACUAGAAAAAUUUGGAAAUGCAGUUCCGACAAUUCACCCUCUGGAUAUAUAUGCUCGACUCUGUAUGAUUGAUAGUCUUGAAAGGUUGGGUAUUAAUCAUCAUUUCAAAGAGGAAAUUCGUAGUGUAUUGGAUGAUACAUACAGAUUUUGGGUGCAAGGAGCGGAAGAUAUAUUCUUAGAUCCCACCACCUGUGCAAUGGCAUUUCGAAUCUUGCGUCUCAAUGGCUAUGAUGUAUCUUCAGAUCCAUUUUAUCAAUAUUCUGAAGAUAAAUUUGCUGAGUCCUUGAAAGGGUACUUGAAGGAUGUUAGUGCUGUGAUAGAGCUUUAUAGGGCUUCACAAGCCAUUAUACAUCCUGAUGAAUCAAUUUUGGUGAGACAGAGUUUGUGGACGAAACAGCUUCUGAAGCAGGAAUCCUCCCCUUACAGAUUAUAUGCUGAUAAGCUUCGUAGUUAUGUCGACCAAGAGGUCAAGGAUGUUCUUAAUUUUCCUUUGUAUGCAAAUUUGGAGCGAUUGUUAAACAGGAGAUCAAUGGAGUAUUACAAUGUAGAAGAAACAAGAAUUUCAAAAUCAUCCUAUAGAUCAUGCAAUCUUGUAAGCCAAGAAAUUCUAAAGCUAGCAGUAGAAGACUUCAAUAUCUGUCAAUCAAUACACAUUGAAGAGUUGAAACAGCUUUCCAGAUGGGUUGUUGAGUACAGACUAGACCAACUAAAAUUUGCGAGGCAGAAACUGGCCUACUGUUACUUCUCUGGUGCUGCUACACUUUUCACACCUGAACUUUCUGAUGCUCGCAUAUCCUGGGCAAAAAAUGGGGUGCUCACAACAGUUGUUGAUGAUUUCUUUGAUGUUGGAGGUUCUGAAGAGGAACUAGUGGACCUUAUUCAACUAGUUGAGAAGUGGGAUGUAGAUAUCAACACUGCUUGUUGUUCUGAGACAGUUAAGAUUAUAUUUUCCGCAAUUCACAGCACAGUUUGUGAGAUUGGAGAGAAAUCAGUCAAGCGACAAGGACGUAAUGUGAAAAACAAUGUUAUCAAGAUUUGGUUGGAUCUGAUUCAAUCAAUGUAUAAAGAAGCUGAGUGGCAGCGAACGAAGACGGUGCCAACAAUUGAUGAUUAUAUGGAAAAUGCAUACAUAUCAUUUGCCUUAGGUCCAAUUGUACUUCCUGCCCUCUAUCUUGUAGGACCUAAGCUUUCAAAUGAAGAUGCUGAGACUCACGAAUUGAAUCAUCUGUAUAAGCUCAUGAGUACAUGUGGUCGUCUUUUUAAUGACAUUCACAGUUUUAAGAGAGAAUCUGAGGAAGGGAAAUUGAAUGUACUGUCUUUGCAUAUUACUCAAGGCAAUGGAGCUUCUACUGCCGAAGAUGCUAUCGAAAAACUGAAGGGUGAUGCUGAGGAAAAGAGAAUAGAACUGCUGAGGUUAAUUUUGCAUGAAAAAGGAAGCUUAGUUCCCAGAGAUUGCAAGGAUUUGUUUUGGAAAAUGACAAAAGUUUUACAUCUAUUUUACAUGAAGGAUGAUGGAUUUACUUCACAUGAGAUGUACUCUAGUGUAAAGGCAGUGAUUAAUGAUCCUGUCAUCUCUUUGAUGAAUUAUUAGAACAUUUUCGGUAGAACCUUAGUUCUGUCAAAGCAUUGAAGCUCUACUAAUGUGAUGCCCCAUUCCACUUAGUACCUACACAUGCAACCAAGAACUGCUGAGUAAAAAGAGCCCCAGUCUUUCCCAACUGUUGCUGAUUCGUUUUCCUUGUUUUUCCUUUCUUCUAAUCUUGUUUAUGAUGGUCAAUUCUUUUUGUCUUUAGGUUUAAUCCCUUUAAUAUCAUGUUAUGAUUGCUUUGUAUUGACCUCCUUGAUUUGAAGCUGCAUAGUGAUUAAAGUUGGGGUGGUUCGGAAAAGUAUAAAUUUGAAAAAAAAAA